GCGCGCCCGGCAGCCCCAGUUCAGUGCACUCUGGCGGCGGGGGUGGCGGGAGCAGUUGGCGCCGUGCGGUCCAUUCCGGCCCUGGAACUCACCGGAGGGCGGACGGCCGCUGGGACAGAAGAGAUCCUGGGAGGGCGGGUUGAGAACUGAGACCGGGACUGCGCGUGGUGAGCCGGGCUCUAGCAACCGCCAGUUCUCCCGCAGAUUCCGGAGCGGCGCCCUCCCACCGGCGCCGGAGCCGGGCGUGGGGGGUGCAGCAUGCCCGCGCGCGCGGCUUGAGGACGCCGCGGUCCCCGCUCCAGCCAUGGUAGUCCCGGUCUGCGUGCUAGCGUUCUGCUUUGCUGUCGUGGCCGGAGCUACCUCCGAGCCACCCGGCCCAGAGCAGCGAGUUGUGCGGAGAACGGCAGAGGUUCCGGGGCCUGAACCUAGCCAGCAGGAGCAGGUGGCCUUUGGCAGUGGGGACACCGUGGAACUAAGCUGCAAUCCACCUGGAGGUGCCCCCACAGGUCCCACUUUCUGGGCUAAGGAUGGCACAGGGCUGGUGGCCUCCCACCGCAUCCUGGUAGGACCCCAGAGGCUCCAAGUGCUGAAUGCCUCCCAUGAAGAUGCCGGGGUCUACAGCUGCCAGCAGCGGCUCACUCAGCGUGUGCUGUGCCACUUUAGUGUGCGUGUGACAGAUGCUCCAUCUUCAGGAGAUGACGAAGAUGGGGAGGACGUGGCUGAAGAUACAGGGGCCCCUUACUGGACUCGACCAGAGCGUAUGGAUAAGAAACUUCUGGCUGUGCCAGCUGCAAACACUGUACGCUUCCGCUGCCCAGCUGCCGGCAACCCUACCCCCUCCAUCUCCUGGCUGAAAAACGGCAAAGAAUUCCGAGGGGAGCAUCGCAUAGGGGGCAUCAAGCUUCGUCACCAGCAGUGGAGUUUGGUCAUGGAGAGCGUGGUGCCCUCUGAUCGCGGCAACUAUACGUGCGUGGUAGAGAACAAGUUUGGCAGCAUCCGACAGACAUACACCCUGGACGUGCUGGAGCGUUCCCCACACCGGCCCAUCCUGCAGGCUGGGCUGCCAGCCAACCAGACAGCCGUUCUGGGCAGUGAUGUGGAGUUCCACUGCAAGGUGUACAGUGAUGCGCAGCCACACAUCCAGUGGCUAAAACACGUGGAAGUGAACGGGAGCAAGGUGGGCCCUGACGGCACACCUUACGUCACUGUGCUCAAGUCCUGGAUCAGUGAAAAUGUGGAGGCAGACGCACGCCUCCGCCUGGCCAAUGUGUCGGAGCGGGACGGGGGCGAGUACCUCUGUCGAGCCACCAAUUUCAUAGGCGUGGCUGAGAAGGCCUUUUGGCUGCGUGUUCACGGGCCCCAAGCAGCUGAGGAGGAACUGAUGGAAGUGGACGAGGCUGGCAGUGUGUAUGCAGGCAUCCUCAGCUAUGGGGUGGGCUUCUUCCUCUUCAUCCUGGUGGUGGCAGCUGUGACACUUUGCCGCCUUCGCAGUCCCCCAAAGAAGAGCCUGGGCUCACCCACCGUGCACAAGGUCUCUCACUUCCCGCUUAAGCGACAGGUAACAGUAUCCUUGGAGUCGAACUCCUCUAUGAACUCCAACACACCUCUGGUCCGCAUUGCCCGGCUGUCCUCAGGAGAAGGUCCUGUUCUGGCCAAUGUUUCUGAACUUGAGCUUCCUGCUGACCCCAAGUGGGAGCUAUCCAGGACUCGGCUGACACUUGGUAAGCCUCUUGGAGAAGGCUGCUUUGGCCAGGUCGUCAUGGCAGAAGCUAUCGGCAUUGACAAGGACCGCACUGCCAAGCCUGUCACCGUGGCUGUGAAGAUGCUGAAAGAUGAUGCCACUGACAAGGACCUGUCGGAUCUGGUGUCAGAGAUGGAGAUGAUGAAAAUGAUUGGCAAGCACAAGAACAUCAUCAACCUAUUGGGGGCCUGCACACAGGGUGGGCCCCUGUAUGUGCUGGUGGAGUAUGCAGCCAAGGGCAACCUACGAGAGUUCCUGCGGGCACGGCGGCCUCCAGGCAUGGACUACUCCUUUGAUGCCUGUAGGCUUCCAGAAGAACAGCUUACUUGCAAGGAUCUAGUAUCUUGUGCCUACCAGGUGGCACGGGGCAUGGAAUACUUGGCUUCCCAGAAGUGCAUUCACAGAGACUUGGCUGCCCGGAACGUGCUGGUGACUGAGGACAAUGUGAUGAAGAUUGCAGACUUCGGCCUGGCCCGCGACGUACACAAUCUAGACUACUACAAGAAGACCACAAAUGGCCGGCUACCUGUGAAGUGGAUGGCACCAGAGGCCCUGUUUGACCGAGUCUACACCCACCAGAGUGAUGUCUGGUCUUUUGGGGUCCUGCUCUGGGAGAUCUUUACACUGGGGGGCUCACCGUAUCCUGGCAUCCCGGUGGAAGAGCUUUUCAAGCUGUUGAAAGAGGGCCACCGCAUGGACAAGCCAGCCAACUGCACACACGACCUGUACAUGAUCAUGCGGGAAUGUUGGCACGCAGUGCCUUCACAGAGGCCCACCUUCAAGCAGCUGGUAGAGGAUUUAGACCGCAUCCUUACUGUGACAUCAACCGAUGAAUACCUGGACUUGUCGGUGCCGUUUGAGCAGUAUUCCCCAGGUGGCCAGGAUACUCCUAGCUCCAGCUCCUCAGGGGACGACUCCGUAUUCACCCACGACUUGCUGCCCCCAGGUCCACCCAGUAAUGGGGGACCUCGGACGUGAGGGGCCAACAGUCCUGCAGAUCAAACCCAGCCAAUGUUUACGCGGACCCUAGCCCGCCCUGCUACUGCUGGUGUGCAGUGGACCCCAGCCAGCCCAGUGUGAUGGGCCAACAGUGGACAGGACUUGCUGUGUGUGUCCGUGUGUCCUUGGCUCCUGGGUACAGAGGCCACUUGGGGACACGCACUGCUGUAUAGUGGUCUCCUGACUGGCCAGGGUUGGGAGCACCAAAUGUAGAAUGUAAGAGGGCCCAUCCUGUGCAAUUCUGGGGUUCUGGCUCCCUCAUUUCCCACUUCCACCUUGCAGGGACCGUUGCAGAGAGGACCAUACUCCAUGUCCAGGGUGGACCUUGGCCUUUUGGGUGCCCAAAGCUGAGCCUGCAGGGAAGCUCUGCCCUAUGUGGCAAGCCUCCCUCCUAAUAUGGCACCUUAUGCUUGGGGGCGAGUCACAGCUCUCCACCCCCAGGCCUUUUUUACCCGCCCCUCAGACUGAAAUUACGGGUACCUGAAGGUGGGAGCCAUAACGUCUGUCAAAAGGUUUAUUCCAGAAGCAAAUGUACAUUUAUAUAAAUACAUGUCCUGUACAAUAUAUAUAUAUCUAUAUACAUAUAUAAAAAAGAAUAUAUGGAGGCAGGCAAAGCUGAGGCCAGAGGAGCAGGAUACUCCAAGGGGCUCUCUGGUAAAAUGCCAAGAGCAAGCCGAGAGGCAAGGGGCUUUUCUGGCAGCACAGUUUUGUUUGUAUCCAGACCUGUAUAUUUGUAAAGCUAUUUAUCAACCCUCGGACCCCCAGGUUCCUAGCAUUUAGUCCCAGGGUAUUUGUAUUGCAGAAAUUUUAAGUUAUAACUUAUUAACAGUUGAAGAGGUUUAUGCUGAAUUUAGGGGGUUGCUGAGGUGCAUCUGGCCCACAUCAAGACUGGAGGAGGCGGGCCCCUGGAAGCUUGGCUCCAGUGAGCAUUUUUUAUUUCCUUUGGCCCUCUUUUGUGGGGGAUUAGAUUUAUAUAGGAACUUCCUUCAGGAGUUUUUUUUUUUUUAAAGUUUCAAGGUGACUGGUAUUUUCAUACAGAUUAUUCUAAUUGAUAGUAUUCCAGGCAGAAGCCUAUGUUCAGGGAGGGGCCAGCCCUGCCUGAGGUUCAAUGUUAAUAGAUGUUACAAGUUUAUAUAUAUAUAUAUUAUAUAUAUAAUUUAUUGAGUCUUUACAAGUUGUAUUUGCUAUAGGCUUAACACUUCUAUGCAGUGCUUCUAGACUUUAUAGCCUAGACUGCUACCUUUCAAAGUUUGGGAGUAAGAGUGGUGAAUUCAGUUUGUUACUUUUUGUACUGUUACAGGCCCUAGGCUUGGGUGGCUGUCCCUUGCCUAUCAGCCAGCAGGGCCAGGACAGUGGCUCAGGGUGACUUUUCUUGCGACCCAGCACAUAGUUUGUCAGUCCACACUGGCAGAUGUGAUUUUGUUAACCAACUUACUUUCCAAAAAAUAAAGUGAGAACUGGUUCUGAUCUUCA
Molecule: messenger RNA, 4213 nt
Organism: Microtus oregoni (creeping vole)
Lineage: Eukaryota; Metazoa; Chordata; Mammalia; Rodentia; Cricetidae
Product: fibroblast growth factor receptor 3-like
Exons: 18
Coding region: 305-2719 (804 amino acids)
Biological process (GO): positive regulation of kinase activity; fibroblast growth factor receptor signaling pathway; multicellular organism development
Cellular component (GO): signaling receptor complex; membrane
Molecular function (GO): fibroblast growth factor binding; ATP binding; fibroblast growth factor receptor activity
Source: RefSeq, a predicted model, not a curated record